CAUUUUAUGAUAGAUUUUGUACCAAAUUGAUAUGAGCAUCAUUUCUCUUGAGAAAACAAUUUGUUUAUAGUAUUUUUUCUGUAAAGCAAAGCAAAGGGUUGAACUUGAAUAUUGUACUUAAGUUUGUAGCGGUAUAAGAUCUAAACUUAAGCUGGGGACUACUGGGAGCUCUUUCAGCUAUGAAGAUUUCUCGAUUUCCCCCAAAUUUUGGGGCUAAUCAUCUUCUUACAAAAUCUCUAAAAUCCCUUAAUCUCUGUUUAACCCAUCUCCUCAUCUUCCUAAUCUUCACACUCAGUGUCAAUUCCUACAAAAUUUCACCUAAUUUUCGCCAAAUCCCAUAUUCUAAGCACUGCAACGACGUCGUUGCAGAGACCCCUUCUCUUCACCUCACCAACCUCACUCUUGAUUUACCCACCGCCAUUUUCGCCGGCGGGGCCGAAAUUUUCGGCCACCGGAAUGGCUUUUUGGCGGGAAAGGGGGCGAGCGGGUCGGCUUGGUUUCGAACUCAUUUUGUGUAUGAUACAACAAAUGAUCAUGUAUUUAUGUUUGAGGGGCGAUUGGGGUUGAAGGGUAUGCGUGAUCAUGGUGCUUUUAGGAGGCAAUUGAGGAUGGUUAGUUAUCGGGCUCCGAAAAUCCCGGUUAGGCGUAGUCAAGCUGUGUUUCAGCUACAUGGGUUUUGGAAUGCUGAUUCUGGGAAGGUGUGUAUGGUUGGUUCUGGUGUUGGUUAUUUACGCAAUGUUAAUGUUGUUUUGAAUCUUGAUUAUCUGAAUGUUUCGAGUAUUUUUAAUAGUUUUGUUAAUGGCACGUUGCGGAAUUUGGGUAAUGUGGGUGAUAAGAAUUAUUUUAAAGGGAUUGAGAUAUUGGGUGUUUCGAUGAGGGGGUAUGAUUUUAUGUUGGUUGAGAGGGAGAAAGUAAGUGCGGUUUUUAGUGAAUAUGAUGAUUUGGGAAAUGUUUCUCUUGGUUUCGAGACUAGUAGGGAGGUGUGUUCACUGGUUUCUGGUAGUAGAGUUGAAUUGGUUUAUUCGGAUGAUUGUGGUGCUGGUAACUGUAAUGUUCUUGGUGGCGGUAGUGGGGUUGUACCGGUUUUUAUGGUCUUUGAUGAGGUUGAGUGUAUGGAGGAUGGGAGAGUUAGGUAUUUGUUAAGGUUGUUGAACUCUAGUCGCAGUACUUUUAACUCACCAUUUGAUCCUAGUACGACACUCGUUGCUGAAGGUGUGUGGGAUGGGGUUAAAAAACGAAUGGACUUGGUUGCUUGUCGGAUUAUUAAUGCUACAGGGUCUUUAAGUAUGGGUUCAGUUGGGGACUGUUCCAUAAGGUUGAUCUUGAGAGUGCCUGCUACAUUUUCAUUGAGAGAAAGGAGUGUCAUUGUUGGCCAGAUGUGGACUAACAAAAUGGUGAAUGAGUCAGGUUAUUUUGGUAGAGUCUCCUUUAGGAGCCAAGAGAAUCGACAGCCAAGACUUGGUGCUUUAAAAUAUAAGUAUGGUGAAUAUCAAAAUCUCGCCUGUCUAAAGAAGAUCAAAACAAGAAGAAAAAGAAAGACUUACCCUGAUGGGUAUUCGUCUGAUAUGAGAUUUGACAUGACAGUGAGAAAUAAGGAGGGUCAUACAGCAUGGGGUUAUUCAUCUCCAUUAUCUGUUGGUGACAAAUUUUAUGAGCAACAUCAACUUGUCAGUGACCAAACAAAAUAUGUGGUUGAUGGGAAUGGGAGUAGUUUGAUGAAUAUUAGUUAUGUGCUAAACUUCAAGAAUAGUCCCAACUUUAUGUUGGGUGCUGAAGCUCCUUUGACACCUUCUGUAGUCAUCUCGGCUGAAGGAGUAUAUGAUGCGAAUACUGGAAUGUUAUGUAUGAUAGGCUGUAGGCAUCUUUACUCAUACAAUGGGAUAAAGACUAAUAAUUCUUUAGAUUGUCAAAUUGUCGUUACCGCUGCAUACCCUCCGUUGAAUGCAAGGAAUGGUGGCAACGUGAAGGGAAUUAUUAAAAGCACUAGGAGCAAGGCAGACCCUCUACACUUUAAUAGUCUUGAGUUUCACUCGAGUUCUGUUUACACUUACGGAGCUAAACAAUCAUUAUGGAGAAUGGAUCUGGAGAUCACGAUGGUUCUAUUUUCCAAUACACUUGCUUGUAUUUUUGUUGGUUUGCAGUUGUUUCAUGUGUAUAAGCAUCCGGAUGUGCUUCCUUUUAUUUCAAUCGUGAUGCUUGUUAUUCUCACAUUGGCACACAUGAUUCCACUUUUGUUGAAUUUUGAAGCCAUGUUCGUGUCGAAUCAUAUGCGGCAGACUCUUUUUAGGGGAAGUGAUGGAUGGCUUGAGGUAAAUGAGGUGUUAGUGAGGGUGAUAACAAUGGUAGCUUUCCUGAUGGAGUUCCGUCUUCUCCAACUAACCUGGUCUGCUAGAAUUGAGGAAGAAAGCCUAAAGAAUUUAUGGGUUUCUGAUAAAAAAGUUCUUUAUUUAUCUAUACCACUGUACAUUGGUGGUGGAUUAAUUGCUUGGUUUGUCCAUCUGUUGACAAAGCCUUCCAUAAACAACAUGUUUCUGGUGCUUGAACCUGCCAACAGCACACAAAUAUCUCUACUGGGAGAACUGAAGUCAUUUGCUGGCUUGGUUCGGGAUGUUGUUUUGCUUCCCCAAAUAAUUUUCAACUUAUUCUGCGACUCUAGUGUAAAAGCUCUCGCCCCUUCCUUCUACGUGGGGAUGCCACUACUUCGUCUGUUACCUCAUGCAUAUGAUCUUUACAGGACUCAAAGUUCUUCCUGGUCCUUCACUUAUAUAUACGCCAAUCCUAGAAUGGAUUAUUUUUCAACAGUUUGGGAUAUUAGUAUAUGUUGCUUGGGUGUGGUCUUUGUUUUCAUCAUUUUCUUGCAGCAGCAGUUUGGUGGCCGUUUCUUCCUUCCCCGGAGCUACAGAGAGAAUUAUUUGUAUGAAAAAGUCCCUGCAACUGGAACUAAGUAGAUCAAGAGGAGGAAGUAUAUGAAAUUUCUCACUUGCAUACUCUUCCUUCUCCUUGUAGCUCUUCUUUAAGAUCUUUUUAAGCAUACGAGGGGCUUUAUUUGGAUGUCAUCAGGGAGGUUUUGUGAGGAAAUGUUCUUCUUUUGCCGGUGCCUUGUAUAAAUAUAAAUAUAAAAAAUAUAUAUGAUAAUUAUAUGCAUGCUAUUGGUUUCUUGUCUA
Messenger RNA from Daucus carota subsp. sativus, 3164 nucleotides. RefSeq lists its product as uncharacterized. Gene Ontology annotation, cellular component: intracellular membrane-bounded organelle. NCBI's taxonomy places the organism in Eukaryota, Viridiplantae, Streptophyta, Magnoliopsida, Apiales, Apiaceae. The transcript has a single exon. Bases 180 to 2948 code for a protein of 922 amino acids. The record is from RefSeq and is a predicted model, not a curated record.